Molecule: messenger RNA, 1074 nt
Organism: Australozyma saopauloensis
Lineage: Eukaryota; Fungi; Ascomycota; Pichiomycetes; Serinales; Metschnikowiaceae
Gene: CCE1
Product: cruciform cutting endonuclease
Exons: 1
Coding region: 1-1074 (357 amino acids)
Cellular component (GO): mitochondrion
Molecular function (GO): flap-structured DNA binding; crossed form four-way junction DNA binding; DNA endonuclease activity
Source: RefSeq, a predicted model, not a curated record
AUGUCCCUAACGCCACAAAUAAGGAAACAGAUGAUGGGCCUAAACGCCAAUAUGCUCAAUAGCUUGGCAAUCAACUUGGGGCUGCUGACGUCGGUCAACAAACAGCUAAGAAUCGAUGCCAUGACACAUUCCUUAGAUCCGUUCAUAAAGGUCGCAAACAUUCGUAGAAAUGAGCCACUACGCGUGGUGUCGGUGGACGUUGGAUUGAAGAACUUUGCCUAUUGCAAAAUGUCGUACGACAAAAAUGUCGCCACCUUGCACAACUGGGAUGUCUCUGAUCUCAAUGUUAGAUACGGAAAACUUGAUCCAAUCUACAAGAGAUACGUGCACAAAGUACCGUCCAGUCAGGAGUAUCACUUGAAAGAGGUUGUUGAUUUGAUUAUCAGCGAUACUGUAGAUUCCAAGCUGUAUUUGUCUAGAUUGGCGGUGUCAGUCGUUGAUGAGAUUCUCUUGUCCCAGGACUUCGUCCCUCACGUCAUCACUAUCGAAAGUCAGCGAAUUCAGAAUAAGUACAACAAGUCCGCUUUACCACCCGUGUUAGCAAGCUACAUGUUGGAGCACAUGAUUUAUGCGGUGUUGAAUGCUCGAUUAAACCCCAACAAGGAAGAAACUGUGAUCUUUCCUAUAAGACCUAACAAGUUGGUGAACUUCUGGCUCUCGAGAUUUGUUACCAAAAAGGCAAAAAUGACCCCAGCACGCUCAAAGGAAAUGCGAGCUCUGCUUAUAUACUCAUGGAUCGAGGAUGAACAGUUCUCACCCUACGAUAUAUCUUCUCUCAGACUGCGGAUGCCUGAAAACUUCAGUACCUUGAAGCAGCGUCAUAAACUCAAAGCAUUUUUGGAUGUAAUGGAUUCCAAAAUUAUUCCCACAAAAGAAGAUGACUUGGUCGAUAGCUUUCUCUACAAUGUCGGGUUUGCUAAACAAUUCGAACACAUACAAGAGUUCCUUGAAUGUGAGCCAUCAUCUGACAAAUACCGAGAAAUGAUUUUGAGAUGGAACCAAGAGCAGAUACUGUAUCUUCGAGGCUCAGUGGAACCUAGUCUCUUGACAUUGUCAAGCAAAAACUCCCUAUAG